Paracoccidioides brasiliensis Pb18 is the source of this 1035-nucleotide messenger RNA. RefSeq lists its product as uncharacterized. The transcript has 5 exons. The record is from RefSeq and is a predicted model, not a curated record. Bases 1 to 1035 code for a protein of 344 amino acids.
AUGGCCCAGGCCUCUCGUUUCACAUUCGCUUUUUAUAUACUCGCCCUCCCCCACGUCUUUCUUUCGGCUGUUGCGCUGUCGUUAGACUAUUGCUCGUCUACAAACACUGGAGCGGGCUUCGAAUCCAUAUUCAGCACUUUUCAAUCAAAUGGGGCCUGUCGUGAUACUUGCUCCAAGGGAUACGCGGUUGCAAUCCUGCAGGGCAGAUCGUGCUGGUGUUCUAAUGCCGUACCGGGCGGAACAACCUCAAUUGACGAUUGCAACGAAUCAUGUCCUGGGUACCCAUCAGACAAGUGCGGAAAUUCUUCAAAAGAUCUUUUCGCUUAUAUAUUGCUCAAGAAACCGUCUAAAACCGUAGGCCAGACAAGUCAAACAUUGCAGUCGCACUUUGGCCCUGAACCUUCGACAAAGCUGGAUACGUAUUCAUCCUUUUUGACAAUUACACAGGCCAAUUCUCAAUCUGCAAUUACCGUGACUGUCACUAAUUCGCAGAGCGGGGUCAUCUCAUCCUCUAGUCGAACCACCUCAUCAGCUUCAACAUCCGGCGCAAAUAAACCUAUUCAAACCGUACUUGGACCCGUUGUUACUCAGACAAUUUCCCCUGACGCAAGCCAAACCGCCGUACCCAGAGAAGUUUCUUCAUUAAGUGGUGGUGCGAUAGCCGGCAUUGUUAUAGGAACUUUACUAGCUGUUGGCCUUAUCAUCUCAAUGAUGCUAUGGGUUUUCUGUAUCCGUCGACGCCAGGAAAAAAAUAUGAAUGAUGAUAUGGACCCAUUUGAGCGCUCCGUGCCGUCUCCAAGUUUCCAGACGACGCUCCAGACUCCAGCCAUGGCUUACAACCACAGAGGCAUCAAACCAAUGAACGGUGGAGUGGGUUCGAACGACCGAAGUCGCCUAAGUGUACCGGCCUUUACGGAUAGUCGCAUGACAAAUGACGUGGCUAUCUAUUCGAAUGGAAAUCGGCAGAGCAAUAUUUCUUUGCAAGACAAUCAGGAUUAUUCGAGGCCCGUUUUGAGACUAACCAACCCGGAUUAA